Molecule: messenger RNA, 680 nt
Organism: Parathielavia appendiculata
Lineage: Eukaryota; Fungi; Ascomycota; Sordariomycetes; Sordariales; Chaetomiaceae
Exons: 2
Coding region: 27-332 (101 amino acids)
Source: RefSeq, a predicted model, not a curated record
GCGCACAGCGGCGCUUAGCAGCGGUGAUGUUGGGAGGAAUUGUUCGUAUCUUCAGUGUCCAACCGAGGUGUGGCCGUGUCGGAUUUUCUUGCUGGUUACUCUCCUUCCUGAUCGGUGUGUUGGAGUUCUUGGCGUUGACAAACAGCAUCGAGGCCCUGACCCACCGCAAGUGGGGUGCGUCCCAUCGUCCCGUCCUGGUUGGCCCUAUGGCAUCGGCUAUCAGACGCAAGUUGCUCGCGAUGGGCUUGCUGCGUGAUUUCCCAGCCUUGCGGUCCGUACGGCGUAUACGUACUUUACCGUAUGCUGGAAUGUCGAAUUCCAAUUCUCAAUGAAGAUUCACGGUUAGUGGCAUGAGAAAACUCGGGAUCCAAGGCACUGCAGACUGUAGGGGACCACUUUGCGCCUGCCGAUUUGCUGGCCGACGAAACCCAACGGAGACCUAGACGUGGCGUUCGAUAGUCACUUCUUUCCCCUGCUGUAACCUGUAGUGUCAGCUCGACAACUUUAACCUGCCCCGAACCUCCAAGAAGACGAAGGAGGUACAGUAUGAUGGUGUUGGAGGAGUACUCUGUAUCGAGACUGCUAGUGUAUUACGGGACUCAAUGUUGAGACUCGAAUUUGGGCACCGGUCAAUGACGUCACCCGCAACGGAUGUUGUCAUUUGCAUUUGAAUUGAUGAG